Messenger RNA from Epinephelus lanceolatus (giant grouper), 2918 nucleotides. RefSeq names its product cytochrome b561 family, member D2 (gene cyb561d2). NCBI's taxonomy places the organism in Eukaryota, Metazoa, Chordata, Actinopteri, Perciformes, Serranidae. Gene Ontology annotation, cellular component: endoplasmic reticulum. The record is from RefSeq and is a predicted model, not a curated record. Gene Ontology annotation, molecular function: transmembrane monodehydroascorbate reductase activity.
ACUGUAUCGCAUGUUGGACUUUGAGUAGAGAGUAGUUAUGUUCUUGAUUUCGUAAGUUACCGGUAAGUCAGGCUAACGUUAUUUAAGUCCCGUCUGCUAGCUUUGAAUCAACAGGACUUUAGCAGGAGCAGCUAACGGUUACUUUACACCCACCAUCACUUCCGCUUCUGUUUGAGACUGGUUUGAGAGUUCACUUUAGGUGACACAGUGGCAACACAGUGGUGCGGGUCGGUCGCAGGUGAGCUACCAAAGUCCACAUAAACUGUCUUUAACAUGGUUUACAACAAAGAGACAGACCCUGAGCCUCGGGUCUACGGUUACACCAGGACAGGCUCCGCAGUGCUGACCCACUGUGUCUGUAUCGUCUUCACUGUGUUCAUCACAGUCCUGUCUCGACCGGGUACAAGCUGGUUUUCCUGGCAUCCUUUCUUUAUGACAUUAGCGUUCACCUUCUUCAUGACAGAAGCCAUACUCCUCUUCUCCCCCCAUGGCUCCCUCAUCAAAAAGUAUCCACACAAGACCAAAGGUCGUGUUCACUGGAUCCUGCAGUGCCUCUGUGUGUCCUGUGCUUUCCUUGGUCUGGCAGCCAUCUUUUACAACAAACACCUGAAUGGUAAAGCCCACUUCACCUCGUGGCACGGUCUGCUGGGCCUGGUCACCGUGUGUGUGGCGGGGGUGCAGUCUUUGGCAGCUUUGCCUCUCAUCUACCACUCUCUGGCCAAAGGCUGGUCCCUGGCCAAACUCAAACGCUACCAUGCGGCAUCCGGACUCGUCACAUACCUGUUGGGCAGUGCCAGCCUGCUCCUCGGCCUGAGCUCUGCCUGGUUCACUGCAUCUGUCGGGGAAUACACCUGGUACCUGUCAGUGCUCUGUGCCACUCUCAAUGCCCUCGUCAUAAUGAGCCAAGUCAGCAGAGCGUACACGGCCAAGAAACGGCUGCACUCCUGACAGAAGACACAGUAGUGACACUUUUAAACACUCGCUGAAUACUUGUGCAAGGCUUGCCUUGGAGAUUUCACUUUUUUGUCACAUGCAAUCAGCUUGAUUUGCAUGAAAGGAACUGAUGUCUGUAGCUGCUUUGAAGGUCCUGUCUCGUCAUGAAGCACCGGUGCCAAGUUUGGAUGAUUAGAUACUUCUUUGCCUUUUUUUUUUUUUUUUUUUUACAUGGCUUACACAGGACCACUAUUUCUUUUCUAGGAGUUUGGGAGGUUUAGCAGCUCGAGUUGUCAUUUGACAGUUACACAUUUCACAUGUUGGGCUUUAAUUUAUGACCAAAUACUUCCACAAUUAUUGACGUUCCCAUCAGCCCCAGCUCCACUUUGUGUUUACUGCUAAUUAGCACGUUAGCAUGCUAUCAUGCUGAGCUGAGCUAGUGAACAUGAUACCUGCUUAUAAUCAGUAUGCCAGCAUGCUAGUGUUAGCAUUUUGCAAAGCAUUGCUGCUCCGCCUCACAGAGCUGCUAGCAUGGCCGUUGUAGACUGAAUUGCUUGAAAUGUGACUGAUUUUAGGGACAAAAAAAUAAUUUCAUUAAAAUAAAAGGGAUUUAAAGGUCCAGUGUGUUGGAUUUAGUGGCAUCUAGUGAUGCGAUAUCAGAACUGAAACGUCUUCCUUGUGCUAAGCAUGUAGGUAAACUAUGGUGGUUGAUGCAAAAAUGCAAACAACCCUAUGUAGAGCCAGUGUUUGAUUUGUCCAUUCUGGGCUACUGUAGCGGCUACACCUAAACUUAGAGCCACAUUGAGCAGUGUAAACCUCACGUGAUGUGUCCCAGCGUUGUAGUCAGAAAAUGAUGUGUGCUCCAACGUCUAGCAACACCUGUACCUCAGUUGAUGGUUCCCACCUAGAUUGGCAGACACCCAUGACAAUACAGUGAUGCCUACAGGACAAAUUAGCAACCUACACACAUGGCAACUGUAGAACAGCAUAAUGGACUGCGUGGAACAGGCCCCCAGAAGUUGUGCUGUGCUUUGAAGCCAGUUUUCAUAGUGGCCAAACAGUGGGAUUCCGUCAGUCACGUGAUGCUAUGUGGCUCAGUAAGCCUUUUUUCCCUAUAGACCACCAUGGCGAUAAGUUGAUAACUUUUUUUGAGCAUCACAGCCCCUGCAAAAUGACUUGUUUCACUAUCGAGAUUUGAUACAUUUGGUCUGUUAACAUUUGGAAAGUCGAGAAGAGCUGCACCUUUGAAUCAUUUCAUCCCAAUUUAAGAUAGUGAAGCACUGAACUGGAAGUAGUCAAAAGUCUCUAAUGUGCCUGCUCUAUGGGCCACACAGUCCGGAAGCAGUGCCGAUCAUGUGGGUAAUUUUAAAGGCGGCAGCGGGACCUUCUUGGCUUCAUGUGCCAAUGAGCAACUUUCCUGGGAAUGAACAGGGUCCCGCCACCUACGCUGUAACCAGUUCUUGUUAUACAUUCAUGCCAUGGAAGAGGACCUGCUCUAUAUGUGGUAUAAACAGCUCAUUCGAAGGUAACAAAAACAUGAUUUUUAUUUUCAGGUGAUUAAAAACCAAUGGAAAUGUAGUUAUGAAUGUUAUACACCAUUUCUGCCAAUAGGUGCCCCUGAAUCCUACACACUGUACCUUUAAUAUUCUCAACUGACUUGACAAACCGUGCAGUAUGAAGGUUUAGACAGCUUUUACGCCAUUAUUUGGGGGACAGAAUUUCAGAAAAUAUUAGUUAAAUUAUUAAAUAAAACAUUUUUUUUUAUUGCUAGUCAACACCUCCUGUUUGAGGUUGGAUUUGUGACCUCAGUAUUUCUAAGAUCCUGCCAGUGGUCCUGAAUAAGUGCUGAAUUAUUGUAUCUCAGGUUGAUUAUGCUGCCUUUUAACUAUUUAUGCUGCCUUUGAUUCCUUAUUUGGCCAAAUGUUUGAAUGGAAAUAUUAAAUGAUACAGAAGAUAUGAUGUAAAUUAAAAGCAUUUGUAAAAGA